AUGAAUAACGAAUCCCCGGAACGUAUCCAGAAUAAGCGCGAUAAACGGGAUGCGUUUAUGGCAUUAUGCCGAAAGAAUUGCACUCUGGUCAUAGACUGCGAGUUUGAUUCAUAUGAAAACGAGAAGGAAGCUAAGAGUCUUGCUAACCAACUCAUGCAAAGCUAUGCUUUCAACAAGCGUGCCGAGAAACCUGUAAAUUUGGUCAUCUGCGGCAUACAAGAGGGGAGUUAUGUUGCGGAGUCCUUCAACAAGAUAUCAGGAACAGACAGUUGGAUGUGUACACUGGAGUACAAGAGCGUAGAAGAACUGUUCGACAUCGAAAAGGUUGUCUAUCUAUCGGCGGACGCCGAAGAAGUGCUGGAAGACAUAUCGCAGGAUGGAAUCUACGUCAUCGGUGGCAUAGUAGAUCGCAACAGGUUAAAGGGUAUAGCGUUAAAUCGCUCUAAACACAUAGGUGCUAAGUGUAAAAGGUUGCCAAUCAAAGAAUAUGUGCAACUCACACAGAGCCAUGUGUUAUCCAUUACAGCCUGCGUCUCUAUCUUCCUCAACUAUACACUCCACAGAAAUUGGGUCAAGGCACUCACAGAAUCUAUUCCAAAAAGGAAAUUCUGA
Molecule: messenger RNA, 612 nt
Organism: Babesia sp. Xinjiang
Lineage: Eukaryota; Apicomplexa; Aconoidasida; Piroplasmida; Babesiidae
Product: tRNA (guanine(9)-N1)-methyltransferase
Exons: 1
Coding region: 1-612 (203 amino acids)
Biological process (GO): tRNA N1-guanine methylation
Cellular component (GO): nucleus
Molecular function (GO): tRNA binding
Source: RefSeq, a predicted model, not a curated record